AUGGGCAAUCUGAUGUCGACUUCUUUUGCCCCAGAGUGUACGGAACUGAAGCAGAAGUACGACGCUUGCUUUAACUACUGGUAUACUGAGAAAUUCCUCAAAGGAAGUAGUGUCUACAAUGAGUGCGAAGACCUUUGGGCAGACUAUAAAGAAUGUCUUGACUUGCAUUUAGAAAAACAGGGGAUCAAGCCGAUGUUAGACGAAGCCCGCAAAGAAGCGCCGUUCGAAAACGGCGGAAUACCCGUGGAAAAACCAAACGACAAAUAA
Ogataea philodendri is the source of this 267-nucleotide messenger RNA. RefSeq lists its product as uncharacterized. The coding region runs from base 1 to 267 and encodes 88 amino acids. The transcript has a single exon. Lineage: Eukaryota; Fungi; Ascomycota; Pichiomycetes; Pichiales; Pichiaceae. The record is from RefSeq and is a predicted model, not a curated record.